AUGGAGCAGCAGGCGCAUUCGCAGCAGCCUCAGGGGCCCUUCCCUGCCCCCGGGGCUACAGAUGCGGCUCAGGGGGCCCCACAGAAUCUGCCCACAGCAGCACCCAAUGCGCCCGCCCCAGCCCCUCCUGGUGCGCAAGAAACAGACCCCCCUCGUAAGCGGCGUCUUCUCUUCCCCAAGGCGCGUCCUAAGAAGAUGCAGGAGUUCUUGGGGCGUCGCCUGAACACUUCUGCUGACUCUGCUGAAGUUUCCAAGUUUCGAGCAGUCGACAUAGGUGCUGCAGCAUCUCAGGGGCAGCAGCAACAGCAGCAGACGCAGCAAACCCCGGGGGGUGAAAACAGCGGAAGCGCAGAAGGAAGAAGAAGCGUCAGAAGGUCAUUCGAGGACGCAAUGGCAGCAGUGCAAGAAGAAGACGGACCUCACCAGAUGCAAAACACUUGCGGGGAAGCAGCAGUGGCACAUCAAGAAACGGCAGCAACGAAAAACAAUGGGCCAGCAGCUCAUGAAGAAGACGCAUUAAGUCUUCACAAGCGACAAAUGAAGGUCGAUGGUGCUGCAGCAUCUUUGAAUUCAAGCAUGGAAGCACGCACCACCCACGAAACCUCUUCAGCCCUCACCAAUACACCAGCACCACCGCAGGCAGUUGCCGUGGCAGCGGCGCCGGCAGGCGUUCCCACCACAGGUGCUGCAGCAGGAGCAGCAUCAGCAGCGCCUGCGACCCUGUCAGAGUCAACAGCUCUUCUUGAUUCUUCUUGCCUGGGUGUGCAGCGGCUGACUCUGAAGUCGCCUACAGGCAAUCAGGGGGGAGAAGCUGAAGCUGCGGUUUGUUUAACAGGGGCCCGAAAGAGCCCCCCAGAGAAGAGGCCUUCCUCUGGAGCUUGCGACGGUACAGAAGGAGAAACUGCGUUGCAUGCGUUAGGCGACCUGGGGGACGGCGGUUUGGGGCCCUUGAAAGUAGAAGACUUUUCGGGAAUUCCCCUCUCCACCCGCCUCCAAAGUAAGGCAAUUAAACAAAGAGCGCACGGAUGCGACGAAGUUGUGGGGCGUCUGGACGCCUGCGGGAGCUGCGAGGAGAGGGUUAAGUUGUGGGAGGAGCUAAUGAAGCCCCACUUCAGCUCGAUUCUUAAGGAUACGAACGCCCUGAUGGGCUCCAAGACAGUAGAACUGCUGCAGGCACUUGUUGGGUGCACGCCAGCAAGGGCAGGAGCAGCAGCAGCUGCUGAUGCUGCUGUCUUUCCUGCUGCUGCAGCGCUGCCGCUGCUACAGCAACACGGAAAGCAAAUCGUUGCGCAGAUAUUGUCGAACCCGAAGCACUUUUCUGGUUGCUGCGACGUCUUGCUGCAGCUCAGCAGGGCCUCUGAAGCCUGUGUAGUUGAAACUGUAAACCUCGCAGCUGCGAGUGGCCAGGCGUUGCUAGCUGAGAAGAAAGGAAACGUAGCAGCCAUAAAGGGCCAAGGCAUUCGCGUUAUCGGCAGCAGUUUGGAGCUGCUACUGAAGAUGCUUGAAAGCUUCGGCUUGCAACUCGUGGUGGCGGUGGGAGGCGUGCAGAAUCUGAUGAAGUCCAUUGGCGCGUUUGCUGCCUGCAGCGACAAGCGUGUCAGGGGCGCCUUGUCUUCUCUCGCCGCCACUGCUGUGCACUUCACAGGUGCUGCGGCUGGAGACACCGCGGCAGAAGCCGCUAAAAAGACAGUUCUUGAGAUCCUGAAAAGCAGCAAAUCGAUGCAAACGGAAGUGGAAAAACUCGUCGAAAAAUUUCGAGCAGAACCACCCUCCCCUCCGUCUCUCUCCAUUGCAGGAAUGGCAGCCGAAGGGCAAGCUACAGAGAGCCCUCAGACUUCUGGGGGGAGUAGUAGAGGAGGAAUGGGAGGGGGGGGGUCCUGUCUGGCUUCUCGUCUCGUGGCAGAGACAGACGUGCUUAAGACAGUUUGUCAGCAGCAGACAGAUUGGGUCGUGAGAGCCACAGAAGGGGUGCAGCCUGCCGCACGGGGGGACAAAGAGGCAGAAGAACCCCCGUGGAAGGUCAAGAUGCAGGCCUGGCAACAGCUGGAAACUGGGUUGCGGGACUGCGUGUCUCUGUACAAGAAGAACCCGUUUCUGCAUCAACAGCUGCUGCCGCUGCUGCACCGCGUGCUUACAGCUGAGCCAACUCUCCCGGUGGUUACCUGCGCUCUGAAGACACUGCAGAUGCUUGUUCAACUGCUGUUGCAGCCACUGGGGGGAGAGGGCUCGCAGCAGUUGCAGCAGCAACUGCAGCAGCAACUACGCGGCCUGCUGCCGGACGCUCUAGCGAAGUUGAAGGUCAACAACAGGCCGGUCCAGUCGGCUGCAUGCGCGUGCAUUGGGACGUAUCUUUCCUGCAUUCCCUUGGAUGUUGUAGUGGGGGACUUGCUGCCAAUUAAAGAGAAACUGGCGCAUUAUCAGAAACUGCUUCUAGACGAAAUAACCAAAGCCGUCGAACAGCAGGCGGGUGGUACUUCCGCUUUGCAAAAGGUUGCUGCGCAGCUCCUUGCGGCAGGCCGCGCAGCAUCAGACGAUGGCAACGCCGCAGUGAGAGCAGCAGGGGUUGGGCUGAUUGCUGCUGUUGCCAAGCAUGCACAGGGAUCUGCCGCAGUGGGGGAGGCUAUGCAGAAACUUUCUGAGCCUAAACGACAGCAGCUGCAAAAGGCAAUGCAGGCUGUAGGUUCAGCAGCAAAAGGAUCCCAGCCUCUGAUAUCCUCUCCUCGGCGUCUGCCGAACCAGGGAGCUCCAACUCCAGGCGUUCCGUUUUCGCGCAUGCGUAGCCGCGGUGCUGCUGGUGCGGUGGCAGCAGCAGGAGCAGCCGCAACAGCACCGGCACCAGCGCAGGCCACUUCAGGUGCUUCUGAGCGAACCGGAGGUGCUGGAGCCUCGGGACCCACCAAAACCACUUUCCGCAAACACGGAAGUGGAUCUGUUGGCAAUCUCACUGCAAGGGGGCCCCUGCAGCGCUUCACGUCAGCAGGAACAGCAACGGGGUGUCCCCCAGGGGCAGGAACACAUGGGGGGGCCGCUGCGGCAGGAGGCCAGUGGGAGGCGCCGCAUGCAGCCGCAGGGCUUGAAGAGGCCGAGGCAAAGACCAGAGAACUGCUGCCAGCUGAGCUUCUGCAGAACCUCGAGGCUCCUGCUGGAGUUGAGCGGAAGCGGGCAUACGAAGCCCUGGAGCAGUGGUUUCGUCGGCAUUGUGAUUGUAAUAUCUGCAAACUUGAGGACGGUCAAAUGGAUACCGAAGAGGGAGUCAACAGCAGCAGCAGCUGCUGCCGACUGGAAGGGCUCCGCAAGUCGGCUGUUUAUGUUUUGCUGCACCUGCGAUCCAAGAUGAGAGGCUUCAGGGAACGAACCGCCGCUCUGGAAGAUGCGUGCAUCACGUGUCUACAGGCCAUCUUGGGGGGUUUGCUGCCGCCAGGAGAAGCUUCUGCAGUGACAGCAGCAGCAGGGGGAAUAGCGGGAGCAGUAGCAGGAAGCAAGGACGCGCUACAUUGGGGGAAAAUGAGCACUAGCAGGAGCCAUUCCACAAGACGACGGCAACUGCCCCCUGUUGAUAAGGCCGUCGUCAAUGUGGUGCUGGAGCCUCUUGGGGACCGCCUGGGAGAUCCGCGCGUGGGCAGCGCUAUCGUGACCAUUGGGCUUCUCCUAGCGAAAUGCGUAGACACCCCAACAACUGUUGCUGCUCAACUCGCUUUUCUCGCCGAAGGCCGUGUGGGGGGAGGCCGCAUCAUGCACGGUGUCUGUCAGCUGCUGGAGCAGCUGCUGCAUCUGUGGGGCCUGACGGCGUUCACUCCACCCAAGCAAUUGCUGAUGAUUGUGCGGCAAUUGCUGGAACCCAGCAAGGGAUCGCGCUCCGUCGUGUUCCCCCUGCUGAAACGCUUGCAUGGGGAGCUUGGCGAUAAAGCCAUGACCGCUAUGCUCGUUGCCCACCCACUUCCGGACGAGGUGAAACACGCGCUCAAGCAACAACGACAGCAGCAGCAGCAGCGAGACACGCAGCUGCAGCAGGCACAGCCCGCAGCUGAGGACACAGGACCAGCUUGGGAGCUUGCAAUCGCUGCGCUGAGGGCGGGAGCUGCUGCUGCUGCAUCGGCAGCUGCUUCGUUGGCCUGCACAGACCCACUGUCUUCGCCUGAUGUUCCUUGUGUCUCUUUGGCGGCUUACAUCAGCCCUGAUCUUCUACAGCGUCUGCAACAAGGACAAGAUGAAGAGACGGUCCUCAAAGCGCUGAAUGAGCUCAUGCAUAUCUUUGUAAACAAGGUUGGGGGGAGAGUCAAGCCCGAAGGGCUCAGCGGUCUCGUGUCGGUGCUGAGAAGACGGCUAGGGGACCCGAAUGCGUCUGUGCGGCGGCAGGUAUUGCUGACGCUGGUAAUUUUCUGUGAUCGGCUGGGGGUAGAUACUCCCCAAGACGUUGGCUGUGCCGCGACUCCCCUUCCCGCCGCCCGUGUCUACAAACAGAUGUUGCCUGCGGCUGCUGAAUGCCUCUGCGACUCAGAUAAAAAGGUUAUGCAGGCAGCUUACAUCGCAACGGCUAAGUGGAUGACUGCUUUGGGUCUCGCGGAUUCGCUGACGCUACUGAGCCCCUUCCUAUCCAGCAGCAACAGCAGCAGUGCAAUGUCCACUUCUGUCUCUCAGAGACCACUCGCCGGGGCAGUUCUGCGGCGCCCCUUCUCUAUCGGUUUGUCGGGAGCCAUGUUGCAGCAGAAGAACUCCAAGAUACGAGAGGCGCUGUUUGCUCUGUUGGGAGUUGUCAUGCCGAUGGAAUCCUCGCAGAAAUCUCUGUUGCUUUUGUCCCUUGUACCGCACCUUCUGGAUGCGGUGCUUCCGCAGCUCCGCGGAGAAAGUAAUGUAGGCUCGUCUGCAGCCAACUCUCUGCUGUCGCUUGUUCACGAGGCCUGUCCGUCUGAAUCCAUCGUAGAAGUGAUGCAGCAGAGACUGUCAGGGCAGCCGCUGGCAGGCCAAUCAGCAGAGGCUGCACUCAAGCAGCUUCUCGUCCCUUCCGAAACCCUCAUGCUUCUGCUUAAAGCACAGCAGGAAGUUCAGGCUUCGUUGCGGGAUCCCCUCUGGAAGACGGGGUACUCGCCAAGCUCAACCAGCACAAGGAAAGCCCAGCUGCAGCAGCAAGACUCCCACCAUAAAGCUAUGGAUCUUGUUUCGGAGGAAUCGACUCGGGCUACCACACCCGCCGUUGCCCCUGACGCAUCAGCGGGAGCCCUUUCUUCUGACGUUAGUCCUUUGGUUCUCUCAACGCGCUCCCAGCGAAUCCAGAGAAGCAGUGGAGCGGGGUUUGCCACCCUGAGGCGACAGCCCGUUUCUCUGAGGGAAGAAUUGUACCACGAACUCAGGGGACGUGUCGAAUCCAAUCUCUUGUUGUUGAUGUUUCCGUCCCAUGGCUCUUCAGUAGUGGGAAGCAACAAACAAGCAGUGCCCGAGUUAUCGCAGCUCAAGUCUGUCUGUGAUGCGUGGAAGCCCCUCUUUGGCAUGGAGGGCGGCGCAUCUGUCUCCGCCGGACAGUCUGAGUCUCGCAUCCACCCAUUACAAGGGGAAAAGAGCAUUACGGACCUACUUCUAAAGUGGAUAGCAUUUUGCCUGGCAGAAGUUCUGCAACAACCGCGGACUGUCCAGACGCAGGAGUCUCUUUGUGUGCUGCUCCAGUUGCUGCAGUUAGUGAUGCAGCCAUACAAGUGCCUGCGCGUAGCUCUGCCUCUCUAUGAGCAACAGCAGAUCUUGCAACAGCUACUGGAUGCUGCUUUUGCUUGCGCUGCUACUCCCAACGCAAAGGCAACAACAACACCGAAGUCCGCAUCGAAGCAGCCACGCCAGCUCGUGCGCGAGACCCUCCUGCUGCUAGCAGCGAUUGUGGAAGACCGUCCUAGGUUUCUCUCUGCAGUUCAUAGAAGCCUCAUCCGUUGCAAAAGCAAAGAGUUGCUUGUAGACUUGAUGGCUGCGAUGACUCGCGCCCUGGGACAGCAUGUGCAGAUCCAGCUGCAGUCCAGGGGGGUUGGUGCGUCUUGCAACGAGACACUGAGUGACUUUCUUUCGCAGCAGUGCGCUGCCCGCUUCUUUGCCCUUUUCACGGAUCCAAGGGCUUCAAUCGAACAACGAGGCUUGGCCUUUGAUUUCCUCGUUCUGUGCAACUUGGCACUGAAGGGAGGGACCCUGCACUUGUUACCGUCCCUCUCUCCUGAAUGCCGGGCUCGACUUGUGGAGGCCACUAAGCAGAUAGCAGCUUCCGGACUUUCUCAAGGCCGGCUCGAAAGUCUGCUUGCCCGCUAUGGGGACGGUUGCAAUAGUGCGGGCGAGGAGUCUACAAAUCAGCCCAGUCUAGCAGCAUCACCUCCGAUCGGUCCACCCUCACAGGCAGCGGUAACUGCUGCAGAUACAGGACAUGUGGACACAAAGCUCCCAGGCUCCGACUUCAGCGACCCGAACAGUGUCAGCGUGCAGCAAACAGCAGGCGCUGUUGAUGCUUCUAGUGACACGAAGACCGUCAAGACCGCUAGUUUGGAUUCUGCCUCCUCUGCUUUGGUGCAUGCAGUGGCAGAGGCAGAUGCCUUGCUGCAGACGGGGGAAGAAGAGCUUCGCCAGCAGGCUAGUGCUCUGGAGGGUUGGCUAACAGCCGCAAGAGAGCUGCGUAUGAAAAGUAAAUCAGCCGGUGCUGCCUUCGCCAUUCAGCGUGACUCAACGCUGUGGAAACCCGAAGGCGCCGUGCUCAGAACCGAUCCGACGAACAGCCAAACGACUGACGAUGGGCAAAGGGCAUCCAAUGUCCCGGUUGAAUUGCUCUGCUGUCUUACGGCUCUAAAGACGUGGUGCGCAGAGCUGAAAUUGAGGUCCUUGCCGCGAGCUGCCUUUGGAGCCCACUCUUUGCUUUUUCUGCUGACGUCGGCUCCUCCGAACCCAAACAGCUCGGCAGCAACGGCAGCGACAAAAGCGGCAGCUGCUGCUGCUCAGGCUGCCGUUGAUGGAGUACAUGGAAGGUCAACGGAAGGCAGCAAGCAGCAGCCGGAGGCUGAUCAAUCGGUGACCCGUCGGAGUAGCCGCCAGUAUAUUCAGCUGACAUCCGUCGGCGAGACAGUGAUGAGCGCUCAUCCCCUUAGUUCCCACUUUGUGCUUGAUGGAGUCACCAAGGCCCUUGAAUUCUUUUUCGAGCCGCAACACUAUAAAACGUUGUAUGGUGCUGGCCUGAGUCUCCAAGAUGGACUCACGUCUUGGCUCCGUGCGCUACUUGGUAACAUUUCUUCUAAAUCAGGUCUUGGGGAGAAGUAUUCUGCAAGGGGAUAUUCGUGUUCUUCCAUUCCUUCAUUUCACCCGAUGAUUCAGUACGUGCAUUCCUUUAACAAUCUCGUGGUGUUUUGGCACUGCAGAUCAUGUAUCGCUGAAUGCUGCUUUUCACUGGCAGCCCAAAAUAUGGGCAGCGUUUCCCAGACCGCCCACCGGAAGCACACCGAGACCUUAUGGCGCCUUGUCAGCAAAAUUCACAAGAAGGCAGUGCCACUUUUGGAGAAGCAUGCAACAACGGAUCUCCAGCUGCGCGAGGUUUCGGGUGUAGAACUGGCAGAGGCGGAAGAACGACACCGUGUUGAGGCUCUUUGUAUCCUUGACCUCAUUAGCACAGUUGUGGCAUCACUUUCUCGCCUAGAAGGCGCCUAUCAUGCUGCAAAGCUUCUUAUAGAACAGCGUCAACAGCAGUGCAUGCAAAGCCGAAAGCAAACGGAGGAACGUGGCCUACAGUCGAAUUACGAAGGGCGCGAAAGUUUGCUCAUGUCGCUUCAGAGAGACAGGCUGAUGUUUCUUCUCCACGCCAAACUCUUCAUGCAUUCAUUCGUAACUUUGUGCCCAACACUUUUGGGUGUUCACCUGGAGGCAGCAGGAAUAACAGAGUCAGCGCAACGGAGUGAACGUCUGGAGCGUCUACUUCGCAGUAAUGGUAUAGACGAAGAACACGAGGUUCAGAUGCGCACCGAGGAAUCCUCUUCAUUUGCAGCGGAUACAGAUAGGUCGUUGCCGCAGGUUAGAGGAGCAGAAGAGGCAUGCAGAGGGCUAAGCAACUUCUCGUGUGCAGCGAGUGCUGCCACAGCGACAGCGCGUGUUAGCGAGCUUGUGGCACUCCACCGGAGGUCUCUAGAAGAAGCAGAAAGAACACAGUCCGAAGACUGCGCGAUGCAAGUUGACUCGCCACCCUCAAACGACAACGACAAUUCAUCAAUGGUAGACUCUUUCCUUAAGGAAAAACGGGAAGCAGUCCAGGCGCUUCUUGUUCGGGGAGGCAUUGAUCCGUCGAAGGAUCAGAAGGUUGGCCCGUUUGGUGGUAGCGCGCUACGUCGGCUCUGCUCCGGUGGUCAUUCGAUUGAGCAGCAGCCCUAUGACAGCAGCGAUGAUUUUAUGCUCCACCCCUUUGUGCAGAAAGUUCGAGAAUGCCUCUUGUCUCCAGCCCAGCAGCACGCAUUGCUACAGAAUCAUUCCAGAGUGCCUCCACCACCAGAUGGCCUUGGGGAUUUAACUCUCAAUGGUUUGCAAAUGCUCCGAUUCUGCGCUGGCACCUCAGCGGCUCUUCCUCACCACAAACUUGCAACGCUGAGGGCUGAAGCAGCAAACCGUGAUUGCGUCCCAACAGAUUGGCUAGAUCUCGGGGCAAUAGGUCGGUCAUACAAGCUCGACCCGCAGCCGUCACAUGCAAGUUCCAGCGUUCUAAACCCACACUCUAAUACAGCUGAAGCGCCUCACUUGAAUUCGGUCAGUUGCACUUACAAAGAGCCUUCUGAUGUGGGGAAGGCUCAGCGGAGCGGGACGCUUGCUAAUGUAACAGGAAGUCGAGACAAUGGUUGCUUCGCGAAUGAUGCUAACGAACUGACGGCAGACAGAAACGCCGUUGCUGAUUCCGCUGGCUUGGGUAGUGGUCCAACGCUUGCGAGAAACUGCGAUGCCACUGUUAGAGGCUCAGAAACUUCAUCCAUAUCACGACUUAUAAGGCCUGCUCCGCAGCGGCCAGCCAGAGGUUCUUCCGGGCGCACCAACUCUAUGCGAGAUGUGGAUGCGCAUCCAUGCGAAUUGCCUCUCACUCCGGUAACCGCUUCAAGAUUACCCGAGUGUAGAACUGCCAGACCUUCCGUCCCCUCAGCUUCUCCAACCGGUUCACACGAGAGGCAUAUGCGCAGUUCUAGCAUCUUAACCAGGCGCCCCAGGAGACCAGAUUCAAUCUGCUUCUCCCAGCCUACCAGCACUGAUCCACAGUGA
This is a messenger RNA of Eimeria acervulina, 9240 nucleotides long. RefSeq lists its product as hypothetical. NCBI's taxonomy places the organism in Eukaryota, Apicomplexa, Conoidasida, Eucoccidiorida, Eimeriidae. Gene Ontology annotation, cellular component: spindle pole; kinetochore; centrosome. The record is from RefSeq and is a predicted model, not a curated record. Bases 1 to 9240 code for a protein of 3079 amino acids. Gene Ontology annotation, molecular function: microtubule plus end polymerase activity; microtubule plus-end binding. The transcript has 16 exons. Gene Ontology annotation, biological process: centrosome duplication; microtubule polymerization; establishment or maintenance of microtubule cytoskeleton polarity.